Dicentrarchus labrax (European seabass) is the source of this 1041-nucleotide messenger RNA. Its product is annotated as hatching enzyme 1.2-like. Lineage: Eukaryota; Metazoa; Chordata; Actinopteri; Moronidae. Gene Ontology annotation, biological process: proteolysis. Gene Ontology annotation, molecular function: zinc ion binding; metalloendopeptidase activity. The transcript is spliced from 9 exons. The record is from RefSeq and is a predicted model, not a curated record. Bases 104 to 910 code for a protein of 268 amino acids.
GAUAAUCCAUUUUUGGGCUUACAGAUGCAGUCAAGCAUAUAUAAAAACCUGCAGUGAAACCUCAGCUUCACAAGUCCACACAGAGGAUCCAAGGUCUGCUGGGAUGGCUCGUACGUCUGUUUUCAGGUUCUCAGCUCUGGCUCUGCUGCUUCUGUCUGCCUGCUGUUGGGCCGACAGUGAGACAGAGGAGGACUCAGCUGAGCUUUCUGUCUCUGAACUUCUGGAGAGAGCCAACAGUAAUCUGAUCCGUUCCGACAAUGAUCCCAUUCUGAUUGACGGAGACGUCGCCAUCGACAGCGAGGCAGAGAGAAAUGCCGAUCCCUGCACCAGCCGAGGCUGCAUGUGGGGCAAGUGGACUGAUGGGAAGGUCUACAUUCCUUAUUACAUCGCCAGUCACUUCUCCUCCCGUGAGAAGGCCAUCAUCACCCGUGGUCUGGAGUCCUUCUCUUCCUUCUCCUGCAUCCGCUUCAGGCCCAGCAAAAGUAGUGACCGCGACUGGCUGAGCAUCGAGUCCCAGAAUGGCUGCUACUCCUUUGUUGGCCGUCGUGGCGGUAAGCAGGUGGUGUCUCUGGCCCGUAGGGGAUGCCUUUACCACGGAACCGUCCAGCAUGAGCUGCUCCAUGCUCUGGGAUUCAACCAUGAACAGACACGCUCUGACAGAGACAACCACAUCAGAGUCAUGCUGCAAAAUGUUCAGUCUGGAAUGGAGCACAACUUCAGGAAGAUUGCCACCCUCAACCAGGGCACUCCCUAUGAUUACAACUCUGUCAUGCAGUACCACAAGUUUGCCUUCUCCAAGAACAACCAGCCCACCAUGGUCCCCAUCCCUAACUCCAACGUGUCCUUUGGCAACGCUAAGGAGAUGAGCCGUAAUGACAAGGCCAGGCUCAACACACUCUACAAGUGCUAGAAGCCUGUUCGGAUGUGCUGAAAGACAGAUCAGAAGGAAGUCUCCUCGUGCUCACUGAACAACAGAAGCUGCAGAUCUGAAGUCAUCAGCACAACAGUCAAUGAUCAUUCAAUAAAGUUACUUUGACUUGA